AUGGCCAAGGUCCCGCAGGGAUGCCCGUGGGAAGUUUUCCUGGCCUAUGCCCAGGCGGAGUGGCGCAUCUACCGCUCAGAAACAAAUGCCUUGCGCGCUCUACGAAUCGCGUAUCUCCGGUACCGGCUUCAUGUCCACUUUCUGGUCGCCUAUGUCGACUUCCUGGUCGGCAUCGGCCGUUUAGAUGCUGCCCGAGAACUGUUCCGGAUUUCCGUCUGUACUCUGCAAAGAGAGAAAGGGACUGGAAGUGCCUUGCUGUGGCGCAAAUGGAUUCGUCUCGAGCUGCGCUAUGGCGACAUGUCAACACUCCAGGGGGUGAUCCAUUUACGCGCCCAGCAGCGGGCGCAGCUGUCCCUGGAUGACGCGAGCCUGCUGCAGUCUUCGGUGGAGCUCGACGGCGCGCCUCUUGGUGCCUCUGGGGCGGGGCUGCCUUCCGGGGAGGCUGCAAGUCGCCAUCGAGCAGAGAUGGCUGUCCUCUGCAACAGAAACUCAGUCGCGCAUGCUGAGGGCGGCGGCAAAGAGAAAGGCGCCGACGCGACGACGGUCGAAAAGGACGAUGUGGCGCGAGCGAAAGUUGCUGUCCGGAAACGCCAGUUCAUGGGCGGAGAUGGUUUGAACGAGAUUGCGGACUGCUACCACAUGCUGGGGCACCUAGCGCCGCGGUCGUCGCUUUUGCGAUCUUUCUUUGCGGAUGCCGAAGAGGCAGAGCCUACAGCAGAGGAAGCGCUUGCAGCGGUUUUUGGCGAGGCCGACAUGGAGCGAGACGGCGUGGACGACGGAGACGAAGCCGAAACUCAAAGAGAGGCAGAGCGGCGGGGAGGCGGACGGCGCAGAGGCGCCAGACACGGGAAACCGCGGAAAGGAGAGAGUGAGGAUCCGGACGCAAAGGCCCUGACUGCCUCGGGUGUCCUUCCAGCGCAGGAUCCUCACGGGAAGGUGGAAACGGAGACGCGAAUGGGAGAUGGCGCGGCUUCGGCUGGAGGCGGAAGCCCCACAGCAGGCACCGGGGCGGGGUACGCCAGUAAACUCUUGGCCGAGACCGCGAAACGAAAAUUUGCAGAGACCGCAGCAGCGGCACUGCCAGAGAAGGAGGACGCGGAGGCGGGUCCAGUCGAACCGCCGCAAGCUCUCUGUGACUUGAUUGCACUGUUGCCGAAGAACGACAUGCGAAACUUUGUGGAUGCGGAUCUCGUGGACUACACGAUGGUUGCGUUGGCUGGAUUGGAACUGCCUGAAGUUCCAGAGUCGGAACGCGUCCCGAUCCAGGUCAAGGAUCUCUUGGCCUUGCGGCAUUCGCAGCUCCAGUGCUUUCGAGCGAUGCAAAUCCAACAGCAGGCGAUCGCGGCUGUUCAAAAGAGCCCGAAAGCCCCGGUAGCCUCUGGGCCUGGAGCCGAAGCGUCUUGCGCUGGGGCGGCGGCAGAUGAAGAGCAGGACGCGGAGUCCCGUACGGGUCCUUCCCCGUCGCCGUUCCCCGAUCGCCGGUCGUCGUCUCAGCCGCGGUCUUUCUUCGGGCAUCGACGGCGAGCAGAGGGGACGCGCGACGGCAGGGGCCGGUCUCGGGCAUCUGCUGAUGUGCUCAGUUCCGCUUUGUCAGAUAUUUCCAGCGGGGACGAUGAGGCUCCGACCCCCCCCGACCUCGAGUUCUAUGGCGGCGCAUCCGGCGAACUGGCGGAGCAAGCGUAUUUACAUCCAAUUGUGCAUCCUCCCGGCCAGGCCGUGGGGGCAGGAGGCCCCGCGCCAUGGCCGGCUACUCUGGCGCAUGCUGCCAGUGGGCUGCCGCCUCCUGCUCGGUAUGGAGGCGCCCGCCAGCCUCAGGUCGCAGGUGUGCGCGCUCUCCAGGCCGCUGGGGCGUAUCCCGUCCCACAUCAACACCUUUUGUAUCCUGGCCAAGAGUUUUUGGUUGCGCCUGGGUCAAUUCAUGUCCGAAGUGCGGUAGGCCGAGAGGCUUUCGUCCCCGGGGCAAUUGGACCUGUCUUCCCGUCGGCGGCCGGGGGAAGUGUCCCGCCGGGUUGGGUUGUCCCAGGAGGUCCGCCUCCUGGCAGUCUCCACGACCCGCAUUUAGCCGCCGGAGUGAUUCCAGGUGCCGUUCCGUUUGCACAUUUGUACCCGCAAAUGCACCCCGUACCGAAUCCCAUGGCCGCUGUCGCUCUCGGCGCACCUCGCCACGAUGUUCCGCCCGGGUGGCCUGCGGCUCCGAGCUUUUUAGGGGGGUUGUUCGGAGGCGCCCCGCUUCCGAAAGCUACGAGGAGACGCGUGGAACCUGAAUGA
Molecule: messenger RNA, 2268 nt
Organism: Neospora caninum
Lineage: Eukaryota; Apicomplexa; Conoidasida; Eucoccidiorida; Sarcocystidae
Exons: 6
Coding region: 1-2268 (755 amino acids)
Biological process (GO): mRNA 3'-end processing
Cellular component (GO): nucleus
Molecular function (GO): mRNA binding; protein binding
Source: RefSeq, a predicted model, not a curated record